UUACUCCAAAAUGUACUACACGAAAACACAGCUUUUAUUUUUAAAAUCUGUGAUGGAAAGUUGUUUUCACGCUGUGGGUGACAUGAGGGUGUUGCAGAGCAGCAGGUCAUAGAGGUUGAAUGAGUGUUCAGUGUUGAAGGGGUUUCUGCUGGGUAGAGUUACUAUGGCAGGAGCUCUGCAGUUUAUUCUGCUCUUUUCUCUGCAUUGUGGAUCUUUUGUCCUCAUUUCAGCCAGACCCGAUGGAGACACGGCUGCUAUGGGCUCAGAUGCACCUCUAUCUGCAGGAAAGACCAACACCACCGAGGUUCCCGCCACAUACUUCACAGCCAAGUCGACAAGUAAACCUGCAAGAACCACCACAGCUACUGAACAUCUGCCUGAAGACACAAGUAAAGCAGCAAAGACUGGAGCGCCUAAAAAAGAAAGAGAAGAAGAUGGUCCUUUGGAAUUAGAGCGGAGGUCCACCAGGAGCAUUAAGGUAGCAAAGAGACCCAAAACAGUCCAGAAGAAACCCAAACUCAUCACCAAGAAGCCAAAGGUUGUUAAGGAAGCCAGACCUCAGGUUAAACAAAGUGUGAGCCGAUCAGUUGCCACGGAGACAGUUUCACAAUGUCCACCGCUUGGUCUGGAGUCACUGAAGGUCAAAGACACUCAGCUAAGAGCAUCGUCAUAUAAGCGAAGAGGUCUGGGCCCUCACCGUGGUAGACUCAACAUUCAGUCUGGGAUAGACGAUGGUGACAUCUACGAUGGAGCCUGGUGUGCUCAGUACAGAGACCAGAAGCAGUGGCUGGAGGUCGACGCCCUGCGACCGACUCGCUUCACUGGCGUCAUCCUGCAGGGUCGCAACUCUAUCUGGAGCUGGGACAUAGUGCACACCUACAAGGUGCAGUUCAGUAACGACUCGCUGGUCUGGAAGCCAUGCAUGAACGGGAGCAAAGAGGCUAUAUUUGAAGGCAACCAGGAUUCAGAGACUCCAGUCCUCGCCCUUUUCAACACUUCCACAGUGGCCCGUUACAUCCGGAUCAACCCGCAGACCUGGUACCAGAACGGGACAGAAGGCGACAUCUGCCUGAGAGCUGAGGUGCUGGGCUGCACACUCCCAGAUCCUAAUAACAUGUACGCAUGGCAGACAGAACCAACAGGAUCCAAAGACAAACUGGACUUCAGACACCACAACUACAAAGAGAUGAGAAAGCUGAUGAAGUCAGUGAAUGAGGCGUGUCCUGACAUCACCCGCAUCUACAGCAUCGGGAAGAGUUACACGGGUCUCAAGCUCUACGUCAUGGAGAUCUCUGACAACCCUGGAAAACACGAACUGGGAGAACCAGAGUUCCGAUACGUUGCAGGGAUGCACGGGAACGAGGUGUUGGGCCGAGAGCUUCUGCUUAACCUGAUGCAGUACAUAUGUCAGGAGUACAAACGCGAAGACCAGCGCGUCGUCCGCCUGGUCAAAGAGACUCGUAUCCACCUCCUGCCGUCCAUGAACCCUGACGGAUAUGAGAUGGCCUUUAAAAAGGGCUCAGAAUUGGCAGGUUGGGCCCUGGGUCGUUACAGCUAUGAAGGCAUCGACAUGAACCACAAUUUUGCUGAUCUCAACUCAGUGAUGUGGACCGCCAUCGAGCUGGAGACGGACCGGUCGAAACUCAUCAACCACUACUUUCCCAUCCCUGAGCAGUACACCUCCGAGGAAGCUUUUGUGGCGUCAGAAACCCGAGCCGUCAUCAACUGGAUGCAGAACAUCCCGUUUGUUCUCGGUGCUAACCUGCAUGGAGGAGAGCUGGUGGUCACGUAUCCGUAUGACGGGACACGGGAUUGGGCACCUCGCGAGCACACACCCACUCCUGACGAGAGCUUCUUCCGCUGGUUGGCUACAGCUUACGCCAGCACCAAUCGGGUGAUGUCCAACCCAGACCGACGGCCCUGUCACAACAAGGACUUCCUCAGAUACAACAACAUCAUCAAUGGAGCUGACUGGCACAACGUACCUGGAAGUAUGAAUGAUUUCAGUUACCUGCACACCAACUGCUUCGAGGUGACGGUGGAGUUGUCCUGCGACAAGUUUCCUCAUGCCAGCGAGCUUCCUGUUGAGUGGGAGAACAACAGAGAAUCUCUGCUGGUUUACAUGGAGCAGGUCCACCGUGGAAUUAGGGGUGUGGUCCGUGACAAAGACACAGAGGCUGGCAUAGCAGAUGCCAUCAUUAAAGUUGAUGACAUUGAUCAUCAUAUUCGAUCAGUUGCUGACGGCGACUACUGGCGGUUGCUGAAUCCCGGUGAGUACCGGGUGACGGCCAGUGCAGAGGGCUACUACCCUUCCUCUCGCAACUGUCAGGUCAUGUACGACCACUACCCCACAAUCUGCGACUUCCGCCUCACCAAGAUGCCCAAACAGAGACUAAAAGAGAUUUUGGCGAAGGGAGGUAAACUCCCCAAGGACCUGCAGCUCCGGCUGCGCCAGCUACGCCUGCGUAAGCUCCGUGUUUCCACCAAGGUCAUGAACCAGAGGCGUGCAGCUGCUGUAAAGCGGACGAAAAAGGUGUGAUGAUGGUAAAAAGAUAAUGAGAACAAAGCAGAACCUGGUUCAGGUACUCAUCUUCACUGGAUUCAUGUCACUUUCUUCUUUUAAGUGCUGUUUGAAGAGUUCACCUUCUGCUGUGGAGCAGCACCUGAGGGAACCGCUUCUUUCUUAAGGCCACAUUUAUGGUUGCUGUUAAGUCACGUUUCAGUUCCCACAACACAAUUAAAUAAACUGUGGAGGCCAUACCGACCUGUUUACAAAGGACAACUUCUUUAUGUAUGAAGAAACAAAAAGAAACUGGAAUUAGUUUCCAUCCAUGUCUGUCCAGACUCAUCUGUAUCUGUAUCUGUAAUCAUUGACAGAGAGCUUCAUCACACGGUGCAACAACCUGAAGCUCAGCAUCAUCCAAACCAAUCAGCUUCAAGUAUGGAUGCCACUGCUAAGAAACUACAAAUUCUAAAACAUGGACGUUUUGCUGUGGUAUCAAAUGAGAUUCUUUCUUAAACAAUUACUGAAUCAAUCAAUU
Scatophagus argus is the source of this 3041-nucleotide messenger RNA. It is a transcript of the gene cpxm1b, whose product is annotated as carboxypeptidase X (M14 family), member 1b. Gene Ontology annotation, molecular function: metallocarboxypeptidase activity; zinc ion binding. Gene Ontology annotation, biological process: proteolysis. The transcript has 15 exons. The coding region runs from base 164 to 2539 and encodes 791 amino acids. The record is from RefSeq and is a predicted model, not a curated record. NCBI's taxonomy places the organism in Eukaryota, Metazoa, Chordata, Actinopteri, Scatophagidae.